This is a messenger RNA of Sorex fumeus (smoky shrew), 686 nucleotides long. RefSeq names its product endosulfine alpha (gene ENSA). Lineage: Eukaryota; Metazoa; Chordata; Mammalia; Eulipotyphla; Soricidae. Bases 68 to 433 code for a protein of 121 amino acids. The record is from RefSeq and is a predicted model, not a curated record. The transcript is spliced from 4 exons. Gene Ontology annotation, cellular component: cytoplasm. Gene Ontology annotation, molecular function: protein phosphatase inhibitor activity.
AGCUGGGCGCAGCUGGUCCCCGUCUCCCCUCCCCCUUCCCUUCUCCAGCUGAUUUCCCGGCCCCGCCAUGUCCCAGAAACAAGAAGAGGAGAACCCUGCGGAGGAGACCGGAGAGGAGAAGCAGGACACACAGGAGAAAGAAGGUAUUCUCCCCGAGAGAGCUGAGGAGGCAAAGCUGAAGGCCAAAUACCCCAGCCUCGGACAAAAGCCUGGCGGCUCCGACUUCCUCAUGAAGAGACUCCAGAAAGGGCAAAAGUACUUUGACUCAGGAGACUACAACAUGGCCAAAGCCAAGAUGAAGAAUAAGCAGCUGCCCAGUGCGGGAGCAGACAAGAACCUGGUGACUGGCGACCACAUCCCCACCCCACAGGACCUACCCCAGAGAAAGUCCUCGCUCGUCACCAGCAAGCUUGCGGGCGGCCAAGUUGAAUGAUGCUGCCUGGGGCCCCACCGAUCCUGAGACGCUGUCCCCCCCGGCUCCUGUGCUGGCUCCUGCCCCCCUUGUUUUUGCAGCCAGGGGUGAUGGGGGGCGCGGGGCGGACUCAGGCCGGGGAGGUGAGGCCCUGCCUGCUGGUGCCCCGGCACAGGGAGCCCCUUGGGCUGAGCACCAAGACCUUGAACCUUUUUUGUUUCACCUUUUUUCCAGUUAACUGUUUGCAGAAACCUCAGUGGAAUUCUGGGCUGGG